This is a messenger RNA of Brassicogethes aeneus, 4411 nucleotides long. Lineage: Eukaryota; Metazoa; Arthropoda; Insecta; Coleoptera; Nitidulidae. The record is from the annotation of a GenBank genome assembly.
UGAUUAUUAAUUUAUUUGUUAUUUUUUUGUUAAUGUAUACCUACCUAUUUAAAUUUUAUUUAUUUUAACAAAAAUAGUAUUGACUUAUAGUGAAAACUGUGCCUUAUUCAGUGGGAAUCAAAUUAUGCUCCUUGGUGUCUGCCAAUUUUAUUUUGAAGCCGGAAAGUAUAAGCAAACUGGCGCUCCCCAUUGGUAGUGCCUCCCCCCCGGUCCUGUGGGGCUCCAGGAGAAAAACAGCUUGACAAGAAUCGGUUUUAAUAGGUGCAAAAGUAUGUACCAACGCAUCAAACUCAAAUUGGUUGUUCUACUGUCGAAACCGAUCCACAUCUCGAGACAAUUGCCGAGAAAAAAGGGAAGUUAGUUACAGAAGGGAUUCAGACAGAUAAUUCGGGGGAAGAACCGAGGAUAUAGAGAGAUAGUGGACCAAGGAAGGCGGCUUGGGUUGAGGAGGUUGUCCAAAGUGGUUACAACGGCUUCCCGAACGGUCUCCAAGCGCAAAAACUUGAAGAACCUGCACCUGACGCUGUUCAAGAUACCGUCGCGGACGAUCAAGUCGUCGUUCAAGAUAGACGGGCACGCGGGCGGCGGCGGCGGCGGCAAAAAGCAGCGGCGGUUCGGGCUGGUGCGGAAGGCCUCAGGCGUGGCAGUGACACUGAAAGACUGGUGGCGCGAUGUAGGCCUCUGUCCGAAGGUCGCUAGCCCUUCGGCGGGCCUUCAUCCCGGAGGAGGCACGGCCGCCGCCGCCGCCGCCACGGUCGGAGGCGGCACACGCAGGAGGAAACAGGCCCAGAGAUCGAUGGGCCAGUCGUUUAGCGUGUGCAAAUUCAACAAUUGCCGGCAGAAAAAAAGCUUGCAUAUCAGGACUUCCGUCGACGCAGACCGGAUGCAGCCGGAUGGAAUCGUAUCGAGCAGCGAUUCCAACAGCGCUUCCGGCGUCCGACAGCAACGCCAACAACACAACAACGCGAACCACCUUUACGACCCGGAGUACGCGAAAAUCGAAGCCUGGCUCGACGAACAUCCCGACUUCGUGCAGGACUACUUCUUGAGGAAAGCGACGCGCCAGGUGGUGGACUCGUGGCUCGUGUCGCACGCGACGCCGACGUCCUCCGGCGGCGAGCUAGCGUCGCCGACGCACAACCAGGCGUCGCGCGGCGGCUCGGGCGCCACGACGCCCGUUCGCAAGAUAUCGGCGCACGAGUUCGAACGAGGCGGGCUGCUGAAACCGAUGAUCAGCACGAUCGACGGCCAGCCGACGUUUUUGACCGGAUCUGCCGAGCAUCACCAGACGCAGGUCAGCGACAGUCCUACGCCUGGUCGCAGGCAGAGGAGGAGCAGACACGAGCUGAGGCAGCUCGACGAAAAGGAGCUGAUUUUCGAGUUGGUAAAAGACAUCUGCAAUGAGCUGGAGGUGCGCUCCCUCUGCCACAAGAUCCUCCAGAACGUCUCGAUGCUGCUGCACGCAGACCGCGGCUCCCUCUUCCUGGUGCAGGGGGAAAAGGGGGGCGGUUGCACCCCCCUCCCCCCCGGCCAGCUACCGCGCGGCCGCUGCCUGGUCUCCAAGCUGUUCGACGUUUGCUCCAAGAGCACCUUGAUGGAGAUGGAAAAGAAGGACGAGAUCAGGAUACCUUGGGGGACGGGGAUUGUAGGUUAUGUUGCCCAAAGCGGCGAGGCUGUGAACAUUCCUGACGCCUAUCAGGAUAAUCGUUUUAACCACGAUAUCGACACAUUGACCGGUUACAGAACGAAAACUUUGCUGUGUAUGCCUAUCAAGGACACAAACGGAGACGUUAUAGGUGUGGCACAGGUUAUAAACAAACUAGGGGACCAACCGUUCACUAAGACGGACGAGGAGGUGUUUUCGAGUUACUUGCAGUUCUGCGGCAUCGGUUUGAGGAACGCCCACCUCUACGAGAAGUCGCAGUUGGAGGUGAAGAGGAAUCAGGUCCUCCUGGACUUGGCCAGGAUGAUUUUCGAAGAGCAAAGCACCAUAGAGCACGUCGUCUUCCGCAUUCUAACGCACACUCAAAGCCUGAUACAAUGCCAAAGGGUUCAGGUUUUGUUGGUACAUCAGGGAUCAAAAAUAAGUUUUUCCAGGGUAUUUGAUUUUGCGGCUAGUGAUCUGGACGCCGGGGAAUCCCGAACAAGUCCUUUUGAAAGUCGAUUUCCGAUUAAUGUCGGUAUUACUGGAUAUGUGGCUACAACUGGUGAGACUGUAAAUAUUCCUCACGCCGAAGACGACGAGCGCUUCGACCCUUCAGUGGACGAGGGUUCCAACUUCCGCCACCGCACGGUCCUGUGCAUGCCCAUCAAAAACAGCAGCGGGCAAAUAAUCGGCGUGAUCCAGCUGAUCAACAAGUUCAACGAGCUGCCGUUCACCAAGAACGACGAGAAUUUCGUCGAGGCGUUCGCGAUAUUCUGCGGCAUGGGCAUCCACAACACGCACAUGUACGAGCGGGCGGUGGUGGCGAUCGCCAAGCAGAACGUCACGCUCGAGGUGCUCAGCUACCACGCGACCGCGACCUUGGAGGACGCGCAGCGUUUGAGGAGUUUGCGCGUUCCUUCAUCGGCCCACUUCGGACUUCAUCACUUUUCGUUCGACGACAUCCAUAUGAAUGACGACGAAACCCUUACUGCCUGUAUAAGAAUGUUUCUCGACCUUGAUCUAGUCGAAAGAUUCCACAUGGAUUAUGAGGUCCUGUGCAGGUGGCUGCUGUCGGUGAAGAAGAACUACAGAAACGUCACUUAUCACAACUGGAGGCACGCGUUUAAUGUGGCCCAAAUGAUGUUCGCUAUUUUGACUGCUACCCAGUGGUGGAACAUUUUCGGCGAGGCUGAGUGCUUGGCGUUGAUGAUAGCGUGUGUUUGCCACGACCUUGAUCACAGGGGAACCAACAAUUCAUUCCAAAUAAAAGCCUCAUCGCCUCUAGCACAGUUGUAUUCAACGUCCACCAUGGAACAUCAUCAUUUUGACCAAUGCAUCAUGAUUCUCAACUCGCCUGGGAACGAGUUGUUGUCCAAUAUUUCCUCCGAGGAGUAUACCAAGAUUGUAAGGGUCUUGGAGGAGGCCAUUUUGUCUACGGAUUUGGCGGUGUACUUCAGAAAGCGCGGUGCGUUCUUCAACGUGGUCAGAGACGGGCCUUGCUGGGCUCAGGACGACCACAGGGAUCUGCUCCGAGCCAUGCUGAUGACGGUGUGCGAUCUGGCCGCAAUUACGAAACCUUGGGAGGUGGAAAAACGCGUCGCCGAGCUCGUCUCGUCGGAGUUUUUCGAACAGGGGGACAUGGAGAGGGAGAAACUCAACAUUGUGCCAAUUGACAUUAUGAAUCGUGAGAAGGAAGACCAGUUGCCAUUGAUGCAAGUUGGUUUUAUAGACUCCAUUUGUCUUCCUAUCUAUGAGUCGUUUUCAACCCUAAAUCCUCAAUUGGAACCUUUGGUAGAGGGGGUACGAGAUAACCGCAAAAAGUGGCUGGAAGUGGCCGCGCAGAACAGUCUGGUGAGUUCGGAUCAGGAGGACGCGGAGGUCGACGAUAACGACAACGUCCCAAAAGCGCCGACCACCCCCGAAAACCAUUCGAGUUCCGCCACAAUUUCCGAGUAAAUUGUUUGUACAUAAAAAGAGUAUUUAUUAUUAUUUUUAAACACGAAAGACUUAAGGACCGCUGCAGAGGUUUGUUUAAUUGCAACUUAAUCGAAAAGACUAAGAAAAUCAAAAUGAGCGUGUAUAUAAUUGUUGAGUCUCGGCGCAGUAUUUUUCCAAAUUGCCGACAUUUGUUGAUUUAUAAAAAAAUCUCAAAUAUUGUUAGAAUAUGUACCUAUGCAUGCAACCACAUAAUGAACCACGAAUUUUAGCAUUUAAUUCCAAAAUAUUUUAUUUAAAAGUCGAUUUGUUAUGUGGCUUGGGAUUAAAGUUACAAAUUUGUACAUACUUUUAAUUUAUUUAAUUAUUAGCUCUCUUUACAUAGAUAGAAGAAAAUGUGUCUUUUUUGUGAUAUUUCGUUAACUCUACAGCAAUCUGUGGGGUGCCGUAUUUUUUAUAUGGUAUUACUCAGUUUUUAACAAGAUUUAGGAAAUCACCCCGAAUUCACCUGGACUUUGUUAAACAACUAUAAAACCAAAGUGUAUUUUAAUAUUUAAAUUAAUUUAGUUAUUUAAGUUAUUUUUAUUUAAUUCGCUUAAGAAUUUUGUGUGAUGUGACAAUUUAGUAACUUUACAAUAAUUUUUCUGUAAUUUCGAUUAUCACCAUCCAUUAUAUCAGUACCUCGCAAAACAAUUUUAUUAGUUGUAUUUAAAAAUAACGGGAUCAUUAGAAAAAGUUCUGUAAGGUACUUAUACAUUGGACCAUAUGAUUAUACCUACAAUACAUGUAAAAUGUAAAAAUGACCACAAUAAUAUUAUUAAUAAAUAUUUA